UUUCCAGAAUUGACCAAACAAUCAAACAACAAAAAACGUUUUGCGAGAAAAAAAGUAUUUACCGAGCCUUGUUCCAAAAUGAAGAUCGAAGAAGUCAAAAGUACAGUGAAAACGCAACGAAUUGCCGCUCACAGUCACGUCAAAGGCUUGGGCCUGAACGAGAAUGGCGAAGCUUUGCCUUUAGCCGCCGGUUUAGUUGGACAGACAUCAGCUCGUGAGGCUGCCGGCAUCGUCGUCGAUCUCAUCCGUUCCAAAAAGAUGGCAGGACGUGCUUUGCUCCUCGCAGGUCCUCCCGCCACCGGCAAAACCGCAAUUGCACUCGCAAUCGCUCAAGAGCUGGGCAACAAAGUUCCCUUUUGCCCGAUGGUCGGUUCCGAAGUUUUCAGCUCGGAAAUCAAGAAAACCGAGGUUUUGAUGGAAAAUUUCCGCCGUUCCAUCGGUUUGCGGAUUCGCGAGACAAAGGAAGUCUACGAAGGUGAAGUUACGGAAUUGACGCCAAUUGAGACGGAAAAUCCGAUGGGCGGUUAUGGGAAAACUGUGAGCAACGUCGUGAUCGGCUUGAAGACGGCAAAGGGCACGAAACAGCUGAAACUCGAUCCGAGCAUUUAUGAGUCGUUGCAGAAGGAAAAAGUCGAAGUAGGCGAUGUGAUUUACAUCGAAGCCAAUAGCGGGGCGGUUAAAAGACAAGGACGCAGUGAUACUUUUGCCACGGAAUUCGACUUGGAAACGGAGGAAUAUGUCCCUUUGCCCAAAGGAGACGUUCACAAAAAGAAGGAAGUUGUCCAAGAUGUCACGUUACACGAUCUCGAUUGUGCCAAUGCGCGUCCCCAGGGCGGACAAGACGUUCUUUCGAUGGUCGGGCAAAUCAUGAAGCCCAAAAAAACCGAAAUCACGGACAAACUUCGCAUGGAAAUCAACAAAGUCGUUAAUCGGUACAUCGAUCAAGGUAUUGCGGAACUCGUGCCCGGCGUUUUGUUCAUCGACGAAGUUCACAUGCUCGAUCUCGAGACUUUUACGUACUUGCACAAGUCUCUGGAGUCGACAAUCGCUCCCAUUGUCAUUUUUGCGACAAAUCGCGGCAAAUGCACAAUCCGCGGCACCGACGACAUUGUUUCGCCGCACGGAAUUCCGCUCGAUUUGCUCGAUCGCUUGCUCAUUAUUCACACGAAGCCCUAUUCGAAGCAGGAAAUUGAGCAAAUUAUCAAGUUGCGCGCUCAAACUGAAGGACUUGCCAUUGAAGACUCGGCUAUGGCGUGUUUGAGUAAAGUUGGGUCCGAGACAACACUGCGAUAUGCUAUUCAAUUGUUGACACCAGCAUUCCAGACGUGCAAGGCAAAUGGCAGGACUCAUAUUACGAAGGAGGAUAUUGAGGACAUGAAUAAGUUGUUCUUGGAUGCCAAACGGUCCGUUACCUUCUUGUCGGCGAAGAAUAAUAAGUUUAUGAUGUAAUUUUUUCCGGAGUGUGUGAACGAAAUUUGAUUUAUAAGUGUGAAGAAACUAAAUAAAAAUUCCUUAAA
Culicoides brevitarsis is the source of this 1517-nucleotide messenger RNA. It is a transcript of the gene pont, whose product is annotated as ruvB-like helicase 1. NCBI's taxonomy places the organism in Eukaryota, Metazoa, Arthropoda, Insecta, Diptera, Ceratopogonidae. The record is from RefSeq and is a predicted model, not a curated record. The transcript is spliced from 2 exons. Gene Ontology annotation, cellular component: NuA4 histone acetyltransferase complex; Swr1 complex; R2TP complex. Gene Ontology annotation, biological process: chromatin remodeling; regulation of transcription by RNA polymerase II; box C/D snoRNP assembly. Bases 79 to 1449 code for a protein of 456 amino acids. Gene Ontology annotation, molecular function: ATP hydrolysis activity; ATP binding; DNA helicase activity.